CUAUGCAUGAGCCUAGAGCUCCCUGGUUUACAAGCCAAGAUUAUGAGCCUGUCGUAGUUUCAAAUAGGGACCCACUUGUGUCACUUGCUUUUGAUCCGGCCGCUGAUGAUUUAAACGAGGGAGCUCUAUUUGCUAGCAAAGAUAUACUUAUUUCUGCUGUCAAAGAGGCACAUAUAAAAACAGAUCGGAACUUCUUCGUGGAGAAAAGCAGCACGUCCGUCUACAAAGUAAAGUGUGUGGUUCGAGACUGCAACUGGAAGCUAAGGGCGGCGAAGAAGAAGACCCACGGGCUUUUUCAAAUAACAAAUUGUCCAGAGCAGCACACAUGCCUCCUAGAUAGGCCGACGCAGGACCACCGAAAGAUUUCUGCAAAAAUGAUUGGAUGUUUGGUUGCUCCCUACGUGGCCCAAACCCCUCAGUUGAAGGUGAGCAACGUCAUAACAAUGGUUAAUGAUGAAUACCACCAUUUGAUAAGUUACAUGAAAGCAUGGAGGGGGAAGAUGGCCGGUAUGGAGAGCACUUAUGGUAACUGGCGAACAACCUAUAACGAGCUCCCUCGGUUCCUUAACGUCAUGGCCAGUACAAAUCCAGGAAGCGUGGUCGUGGUUAAUGUGGUUCCACAUCACACCGAUAGGGGUACAUCAACAUUCGUUCGGGCAUUUUGGUGCUUGAAAGCAAUGAUUGAUGGUUGACAGUAUGCACGGCCAGUUAUUUCCAUUGAUGGUACUUUCCUUAAGGGAAAGUAUAAUGGGAAAUUGCUGGUAGCGGUGGGAGUAGACUCUAACAACCAUCAAUAUCCCAUCUGCUUUGCCUUGGUUGAUGAGGAGAGCACGAACAACUGGUCUUGGUUUCUACGUCUUUUACGGAAGCAAGUAUGCCGAGAUAGACGUGGCGUUUGCAUUAUUUCUGACCGUGCCACGGGGAUCCUCGCUGCGAUGAAUGACGAAAACAAUGGUUUCACCCCGCCUUUCGGAGUUCACAGAUUCUGCCUCCACCAUGUGAGGAGCAACUUCUCCAAGAAAUACCCAGGAAUGGAGCUUAAAAUGUACAUGUGGCUCGCCGGCAAUACGCCACAGAUCAGAAAACACGACGCCUACAUGAAAAAGAUUGGGGAUAUUUCGGAAGACGCCUUUAGGUGGCUGAGGGCCAUAAAUCCGGCCCUAUGGACAAUUUCUCAUGACAAAGGCCACGCUCGUUACGGUCAGGCCACCACAAACAUCACGGAGAGCUUUAAUGGCAACGUGCGUGUGGCUCGCUUUCUACCGGUGGCCGCGAUGCUUGAGUUCCUGUUUUAUAAAACUGUUAGGACGGUCAACAAGGAGAGGAACGCAGUACAGGAGAGCAUGAGCGAAGGUCACGAACUUUGUCUGAGGACGAGAAAUAAGUUGGAGAAGAUUUCAACCAAGGCGAACGGGCACAGGGUGGAAACGUUUAACCGAGGAACUGGCUUGUUCUCCGUUAAGACACAAAGGUACAGGGUGAAAGGGGUGAAUAAGGGAGGGAACACACAGGUGGUUGACAUAACUAAUGGUACAUGUACUUGCGGGAAAUGGGAAUGCCACCGCCUGCCGUGUUCACAUUUGAUUGCUGGUUGCAACCAUAAUGCCAUAAACUGGAAACAAUGGAUUGCCCAUUCCAC
Molecule: messenger RNA, 1639 nt
Organism: Daucus carota subsp. sativus
Lineage: Eukaryota; Viridiplantae; Streptophyta; Magnoliopsida; Apiales; Apiaceae
Exons: 2
Coding region: 3-692 (229 amino acids)
Source: RefSeq, a predicted model, not a curated record